AUGUUCAGCGGCUCGACGAGCCCGACCAAAGAGAAAGACAACACCGCUCCUGCCUCCGGUCCCGGUCCGACUGUGCUAUCCAUUAAUACGGAGGAUACUGUUCCUGUGCUGGAAAACAACACCAAUUCACCUAGCGGCCAUGUCGCUGACAUCUCCGCAGCCGCAGCGAGGACCGGAGCCCAUCAUCUCCGGAGCGCUACAAGCGACGAAACACCCGUGCAGAAGUUGGGGAGGAUGGAUCCAGCAUUAAUUGUUCCGCAAGGGUCGUUGAAUAACUCCGCGGGUGAAUCAGCACCAACUGCGCACUCGUCAUUUCGUGUUGGCGUUACGGAAGAUAAAAAUAGAAAAUGUCGAAGGACUAUGGAAGAUACACAUGCGUAUCUUUAUAAUUUUCUUGGAACAUCGGCUCCUACCCCGGCCAAAACGGAAUCGCCAGCACACAGCAAAGCUUCCGAAGAGUCGAUAUCUACAACCAAUGAUUCUUCUGAUUCUAUGCCUAUGAUUGAAACUGAUAAUGGAUACUUUGCCAUUUUUGAUGGGCAUGCUGGCACUUUCGCUGCGGAAUGGUGCGGUAAAAAACUCCAUCUUAUACUGGAAGAUAUAAUGAGAAAACACCCGAAUUCUCCAGUUCCGGAACUCCUAGACCAGACUUUCACAAACGUGGAUCAACAACUGGAGAAACUUCCUUUAAAAAAUAGUGGCUGCACCGCUGUAACUGCGAUAUUACGAUGGGAGGAUCGAACUACUGUGCCGACUCACAAUCCAACUGCACCCUCAGCGGGGCAAUCCAAGCCAGGAGCAGAUAAAGGCAAUACCGCUGUACUACCAGUGCAAACAUCCAGAGAUGCAUCUGGCCUAUCAACCUCAGCCCCAGAAUCUACAAAUCCAAAACCCCAAGAAACAAUCACCUCUCGACAUCGUGUUCUAUACACUGCCAAUGUGGGCGAUGCACGAGUGGUCCUAUGUCGAAACGGCAAAGCCCUGCGAUUAUCGUAUGACCACAAAGGUAGUGACGAGAACGAGGGGAAACGAAUAUCCAACGCGGGAGGCCUCAUUCUCAAUAAUCGCGUAAACGGUGUUCUUGCUGUUACUCGGGCUCUGGGAGAUUCGUAUAUGAAAGACCUCGUCACUGGCCAUCCGUACACGACGGAGACAGUCAUCCAACCUGAAACGGAUGAGUUCAUGAUUCUAGCUUGCGAUGGUCUAUGGGACGUCUGUUCCGAUCAAGAAGCUGUCGACCUCGUCCGCGGCACAGAGGAUCCACAAGUCGCCUCGAAAAUCCUCGUUGACCACGCCCUAUCCCGUUUCAGCACGGACAACCUCUCCUGCAUGAUCGUCCGCUUUGACACCAAAGCUAUCCAGCUGGCCAUAAAUCAACGCACGCCACCGUCCGCUGCAGACAACAAUCUUUCCACUUUUGGUAUCCCUAAUAGUAAUAAUAACGAUUUAUCUGCCAAAUUUCUGGGCGGCAUGAGCGAGGCGGACAAGAUCGUUGAGGAGACGAGGAGGAAAGUUCGUGCUGGGAAGUUGGGGGGUGAGGUUAGUGCUGAUGACGACGAUGACGAGAAUGCUAUGCCUAUUGAGAAUCUUUCAGCUGUGGAGAAUGAGGAUUUGGGGCCUGAGGUUUCGCCAGCUGAGUUGAAGGGGGUGAUUGAGGGGACCAAUUUGGAUUUGGGAGUGAAGAGGAGUAAGGUCGAUAAGGAUAAGAAUGGGGUUGCAUGUUUUGCCACCUUUUCGGACGCUCAUCAUGAAAACCAAGACUGGAAAAGACAGAUGAAUACGGUUCAUUUAUGUCCUUUUACGGGGUUUAAGCACGAUACGAAGAAAUGA
Messenger RNA from Paracoccidioides lutzii Pb01, 1830 nucleotides. RefSeq lists its product as hypothetical. The record is from RefSeq and is a predicted model, not a curated record. The coding region runs from base 1 to 1830 and encodes 609 amino acids. The transcript has 4 exons. Gene Ontology annotation, molecular function: cation binding; protein serine/threonine phosphatase activity. Gene Ontology annotation, biological process: protein dephosphorylation.